AGGUCGCUGUUGGCGAGAUGUUCAUGUGCGUUUUCGUUUAAAGAGUAAAACAAGCUAACCUUUGAAGUGAUACCGUCAAGUAAAAUAAGAUUUUAAUUCAUUAAUAAAAACUGCGGGAAAAUAUCACUUCUAUUUAUAAUUCUAAAAGUGAAUAAAAAAGUUUCAUAAUUAUUUUGAAAAUGUACACAUUCCAACCGUACAUUUUUACUGAACAUUCACUUAAUGGUAUUGCAAAAUCUGAAGAAAGGAUAUCAACAAUACGGUGUGAUGGUAAAAAUUUAUAUAUUUACGAAGGCAUGGAUCCAACGACUGCUGUGGAUUUUCAAGAUGAAUUAACUGAUUCUUUAUUUGACGCGUCGAAGUCUGACUUUCGUGAUAUCAGAGUGUACAAUUUAGCUGGACAACAAUGGAGAUUAAUGAGAAAUGAUAGUAAUUUACCUGAUGAUAAAGAUAUCAUUUUUGGUACAAUUUUUGAAUCAAAUUAUUUAGUCAUUUGGACAAUACGAGGACCUUUUGAUGACGAACUUUCAAGUCUUAAAGGCCGAUUACAUAUUUAUGAUUUAAAUACCGAAAGUGCACUUGCCAGAAAGACAAGUGGACAAAUUCCGAAUUCUUCACUUCCAGUUAAUUUGAUUCGUCAUGGAAAAUAUAUUUAUACUGUCGGAAUCGAAAAAGAUUACAAAAACUUUUCCGAUGUAUAUAAAUUAAAUAUAGAAAAUGGUGUAUGGGAAGUUGUUUAUACUUGUCGAGGACUUGAUGCCAAUGAACCAGUUGGUAGAAUAAAUCAUACUUUAGUUUAUGGUAACAAUAUGAUUUAUAUAUUUGGCGGGGUUAUAUAUGGUCCUAGACUUAAUCCAUCUUCUUUGGUCCAAAUAUCGGCGUUUGAUUUAGAAAAGUGCUGCUGGAAAAUAAUGGACACUCAUGGUGAUGAAAAUCACAUACCGCAAUAUCCAUCUAAAAGAGAUCAUUUUGGGGUAACGAGUUACACUGACCCGGAUUCUGGUGAAAUACAUGUGGUAAUAUCUGGAGGAAUGGUUAAUGAUAUUAGAGAUACCUUCAAUGAUGUCUGGAGAUUGAAUCUCACAAGUUUUAAAUGGACGUGUCUUGAAAGAUUUGGUACUGUCUUGCCUUGUCCCGUUAAUAAUCAUUCAAUGACCGUUUCACCUGCAGGAAAGUUAUUCACCUUUGGUGGAUGUAUUUUUAAUAAUGAUACGCAACAAGGACUUUGUUUAUCUACUUUACACUCAACUUGGCUCAGGAUUCCCAAACUCACAGACAUUUGUUGGGAAGCUGUUUUCCAUUACUAUCCAAACUUGAAAUCAAUGACCGACGAAGAAAUUAUGUCCCUCGGCCUUCCAUUGCAGUUACUUAAGUCGCAUAUUAAUUAAUAAAAUACUUAUAAGUAAAUUCAUUGUAUUCAUUUUUUUAUUUAUUACACACUAGCAUUUAAAAUCAUAACAUUCAUAAAUUCAUUUAAAACCAAAUUUAUAAUUUUUUUAAUUUACUGUUACUUUUUUAUAAUAGAAAAUGUACUAAAAAAUUUAAUGUCUUGGUGUUUUAUUCUAUAAUAAUAUAUGACACAA
Molecule: messenger RNA, 1583 nt
Organism: Microplitis mediator
Lineage: Eukaryota; Metazoa; Arthropoda; Insecta; Hymenoptera; Braconidae
Product: kelch domain-containing protein 10 homolog
Exons: 3
Coding region: 180-1388 (402 amino acids)
Biological process (GO): positive regulation of stress-activated MAPK cascade
Molecular function (GO): protein binding
Source: RefSeq, a predicted model, not a curated record